UGGCCGCAAAAAGGCACUUUGCAAAUCAAACUCUUAAGCCGAAAGUCACAGCAGCAUUGUGACAACUCCGCUAAAAAAUAAAAUAAAGAUGCGAUUAAUACACCGUCAAAACGCAGCAAUCAUGUCCGGCUGGACAACGCCGUCCGCUAAUCUGCGCUUUGUGCUCGCCCUCUGCCUAGCCGUCGCGCUGCUGCCCAGUCCCGGUGCGGCGCGCAUGGCCUUCGAGAAGCUCACAGACUUCGAUUUCGCCGGCACCACAUACUACAGCGUGAAGAAUCUUUCGCUGUACGAGUGUCAGGGCUGGUGUCGUGAGGAGGCCGAUUGUCAGGCGGCCGCAUUCAGUUUUGUCGUCAAUCCAUUGUCGCCCUCGCAGGAGACACACUGUCAACUGCAGAACGAUUCGUCGGCACACAAUCCCUCUGCGGCGCCACAGCGCUCCGCCAACAUGUAUUACAUGGUGAAAUUGCAGCUGCGCAGCGAGAAUGUCUGCCAUCGGCCGUGGGCGUUCGAGCGUGUACCCAAUAAGAUUAUACGCGGUCUCGAUAAUGCGCUCAUCUACACCAGCACCAAGGAGGCCUGCUUGUCGGCUUGCUUAAAUGAGAAACGUUUCGUUUGUCGCUCGGUCGAAUAUGAUUACAAUAAUAUGAAAUGUGUCUUGAGCGAUUCGGAUAGACGUAGCUCGGGUCAAUUUGUGCAGCUGGUCGAUGCGCAAGGCACCGAUUACUUUGAGAACUUGUGUUUGAAGCCGGCGCAGGCCUGUAAGAAUAAUCGUUCGUUUGCCGUGGCGCGCGUGGGUGUGUCUGAGGAGAAGGUGGCUCAAUAUGUUGGUCUGCAUUACUAUACCGACAAGGAAUUGCAAGUGACUUCGGAAUCUGCUUGCCGUUUGGCCUGUGAAAUCGAAACAGAGUUCCUGUGUCGCUCAUUCUUGUAUCUCGGUCAGCCACAGGGUUCACAGUACAACUGCCGUUUGUUCCACUUGGACCAUAAGACACUGCCCGAUGGUCCCUCAACCUAUCUGAACCAUGAGCGUCCACUGAUCGAUCACGGCGAACCCAUUGGCCAAUACUUUGAAAAUGCUUGCGAGAAGACCACCUCACCGCCCGGCACUUUGGACAAGUUGGACACACUGCCUGUCAGUCUAGACACCACCGAAGAUCCCAACUUGACCAACAUCACCAGAAAUGAUGUCAACUGCGAUAAGACUGGCACCUGCUAUGAUGUCUCUGUACACUGCAAAGACACCCGCAUCGCUGUACAGGUCCGCACCAACAAACCAUUUAAUGGUCGUAUUUAUGCUCUGGGACGUUCGGAGACUUGUAAUAUCGACGUCAUCAACUCGGAUGCGUUCCGUUUGGAUCUGACCAUGGCUGGACAAGACUGUAAUACGCAAAGUGUGACCGGCGUCUAUUCGAAUACUGUCGUACUCCAGCAUCACAGCGUUGUCAUGACCAAGGCCGAUAAGAUCUACAAAGUUAAAUGCACCUAUGAUAUGAGUUCGAAGAACAUCACCUUCGGCAUGAUGCCCAUACGCGAUCCAGAAAUGAUCCAUAUCAACUCAUCGCCUGAGGCGCCACCACCAAGGAUUCGCAUACUGGACACACGUCAACGUGAAGUGGAGACCGUACGCAUCGGUGAUCGUCUUAACUUCCGCAUUGAAAUACCCGAAGACACUCCCUAUGGUAUCUUUGCGCGUUCUUGCGUCGCGAUGGCUAAGGAUGCACGCACUAGCUUCAAAAUCAUUGAUGAUGAUGGCUGUCCCACUGACCCAACCAUCUUCCCUGGUUUCACCGCUGACGGCAAUGCAUUGCAAUCGACCUAUGAGGCCUUCCGUUUCACCGAGAGCUACGGUGUUAUCUUCCAAUGCAAUGUUAAAUAUUGUUUGGGUCCUUGCGAACCGGCUGUGUGCGAAUGGAAUAUGGAAUCCUUCGAAUCGUUGGGUAGAAGACGUCGUCGUCGCGCUGUCGAGGGCAACGAGACUAAGGAGGCUGAUGAUGAUAUGAAUAUCUCGCAAGAGAUUCUAGUCCUGGACUUUGGCGAUGAGAAACGUGAAUUCUUCAAGGCAGAUCCCAGCACAGACUUUGCCAAAGAUAAGACUGUCACCAUCAUUGAGCCCUGCCCCACGAAGACCUCCGUUUUGGCGCUGGCCGUCACAUGUGCGCUGAUGAUUCUGCUCUACAUUUCGACGUUGUUCUGUUAUUAUAUGAAAAAAUGGAUGCAACCUCAUAAGAUUGUAGCAUAAACAAAAUCUUAAGCAACACAAAAACACACUCACACACAUAAAUUUACGAAAAAAAAUUUACAGAAGAAACUCUAAAGUAAGCAAGAAAAAUUAAAUGGAACACAGGGGUAUCGGACUAAAUCUAAAAAGUAAUUUUAUGUUAUGCAAGAAAUGAUAUUACAACAAAAAAUUUACGAAAAAUAAGUUUUUAGAAAAAAAGCUCGCAAAAAGCUUUUUGGAAAAAAGUUUCAAGCUAGUAAUUUAAGUUUAAAAUUAAACAAAGAAUAAUGCAUUUCAUAAUAUUAAGCUUAACAAGAGUCUAAAACGAAAAGCUGGCAAGCCACUUUUCCCCGAAUUUGGUGGUAGCGGGAAAGCUUGAAAGUUUACAUAAGCUUCACAACUUCUCUAGAGGGGUAGAAUAGGCCUAAUGGCACGCAAGGAAUUAUGCAAUAAUAAGUAAUAAACUAUAUGCGUAUCAUAGUUUUAGUUUUAACAUAUAGAAGUACUUAUGCAUAAAAGCUCAGUGGAAUAGAGCUUUUAUUUAAAAUGUUAGUCUUAAUUAUAAUACUCCAUUCCUACAUACAUACAUAUUUAUAUACACUGCACUCUCAUUUUAUAUGUUUCACGAAAUUUAAGCUAUCGAUUGAGUAACUGAAAGAUUGAACGUGCUUUAGAAGCCUUAAAAAGUGAAUGGAGCUUUCAAAUACCGCAAUGCGCUACUUAUACAACGAAAAUUCGAAAACUGCAAUAUAUUCUUAAAUGCUUUGAAGAACUUAUGAUGCUUAUUUGAGCUUUUUAAGCUGCAGUGUGAACUAUUUGCGCUAAUUAAUAGAUGAGCUUUUUAAAUACGAAAAUAUUAUUUAUUCUACUAUAUGCAUUUACCGCAAUGUAUAUAUGUAUAAGGUAUAAACACCCUUUCGAAAAAAGCUAACUAAAAUUUGAGCUUUGAAAAGCACUCAGCUGAACUGAGAUUAAGUAGAGCUAUAAAUUUUUAAUAAAAACUUUAGUAUUGAUUAUCCCUGACUUAGUUAAUAAAAAUAUCAACAAAAGCUUCUGAAAGCUCUAAAGCUCAAAAGUUAUCUAAAAUUUCGAAUUUUUAUUAAAAAAAAUAAAGUAAAGCCCUGAAUGUAUGACCAAUUGCAUUUGUUUAUCUAAUGCUUUGAAGAAUACAACUUUUAAUUAUAUAUGAUCAUCGGAGUGAAAAGCUUCUGCUUCUUAUUAGCAAAAGUUGUACCAAGCAAUACUCCAAACCAGGCAAAUAUUUUCAAUUACGCAUGUCACUUUCAACAUUCAUGCCAAUGAAAGCUCUUUGAAAUCUCAGCUUUUCUGUAAGCCAAAGCUUUUACGAAAGCUUUGGCUGUACUUUUUGCAGCCAAGAUCAGUUUCUUUUUACACGUUAGCAAUAUUUCAACACUACCAACGAAAGCGUAUCUCUUUAUCUUUAAUAUUUUUUUAGUAUUUAUCUAAAGCUUAACUAUUUAGCAACAAGGCGCACUUUCUAUGAGGUUCCGAAAAUCAAAAUAUACACAUUUUUCGGAACCUACUUAUAGAGAUUGCAGCUUUGACUAAAAAAUAACAAAAAAUAUUUAAUUUUUAAUGUUUAUGCAGACUUUGUACUUUUACUCUCGCGUUUAUUUAUUUAAUUGUAUUUAAUAUUUAACUAAUUUAUGUUUAAUGACUAAAAUAAAUAAAUAAAAACUACACAAUAAAAAAACUGUGCUUAUUUAUAUUGCAUUUAUCAAGCAAAAAAAGUCGAAAAAAACUUUUUUUAAGAAUUUUAGCAAAUUUUAAAACCUAACCUAUAAAAGCUUAAAUUACAAUAUAUUCAGAAGGUGUCAAUAUCACUUAAUAAUUAUUCUUUGUGCAUUGCUUAAACCUUUUUUAUAAGUUUGUAAAUAAGUUUAAUAAAAGAAACAACAACAAACAUCAAAUUUAAAUCGAUUAAAUAUUUUUUGUUUGAAAACAGAAACAGGCAAUAAUUUUUUUAAUUUUUAAUGAAAAAAGCAAACAACGAAAAAUACAUGCGCACUCACACAGGCAUGAAGCUGCCUUCUAGACAUACAUAUACAAAAAAUAGUAGAGAUUACUUAAAUUUUAUAAAGCGUAGAUGAAACUGUAAUAGGUGAAGCUAAUACUUAAAAAUAAUUUCGAAAAAUAAAUAAAGCGAAACUUUAUAAAAAAUA
Molecule: messenger RNA, 4401 nt
Organism: Bactrocera neohumeralis
Lineage: Eukaryota; Metazoa; Arthropoda; Insecta; Diptera; Tephritidae
Gene: tyn
Exons: 9
Coding region: 89-2239 (716 amino acids)
Source: RefSeq, a predicted model, not a curated record